AUGCCACUGCGGUUCUCUUUGUACGAGUUUGGAGAGAUUACGAGGCUAAAUUGUGAUCCUUUCGACAAGAAUGACCUUUGGGAUGUGGAUCAUAAAGACUUCUGGCUGGAGAUGAAGGUACCGACUUCAGAAGGGCCUACAUUCAAAGAAUUACAAGCCAUUUUUCCUCUUUGUAGAAACUGGUCUCGGGAGAAGCGAGUGAUGGUAGGUUUGUUGGGUUUGUUAUGCAUCGGGAUAUUUGGGAAUCGGAUAGAAGGUGUUGAUGUCCCUCUUCUGUCAUGGCGGGGAUCUCGUCCUCGUAUAAACUUUACAGAUUUCGUGGCCCAAGAAAAGAGAGAGCAUCCGAAGGUUUGUGUGAGACAUAUGGUUGUAAAGCCAAUAGAGGAUAGAUAUCCGAAGUGGGAAGAUAAUACAGUGUUUACUGAUCUCGAUAACAUGAUUCAAGACAUCCUCAAUGAUCAGCUUGAUGAAAAGUUUUGGGAAGUAAUGGCUGAUUCCAAGUCCAAGGAAGAGAAAAAGCCACAUACCAAUGAUGUUAGUCCCUCUACUAAGCGAAAGAAGGUCCAAGAACAUGUUGAUAGAUCAGAAACGGUUGAAGCUCACAACAUGGCUAUCACUGGAUUGGUCGAGUCGGUCAAGAACCUGGCUGGAAAAUUAGAUGGAAUAGAUGAUUGUGUAGCUGACAAGGUAAUUGCGAAACUGGACGCAGUCAUACAAGCUAAGGUUGAUGCUAGGAUUGGUUUAUAUGAGAGUGAGUCAAAGAAGAAGAUUGCCAUGUUGGAGGAAGAAUUAAAGAAUCUUAAACAGCAGCAUGGAAUACACAUUCCUACCGAGGUGGCUAAGUCCAAUGGUGGCAAUUCUAUUGCCCAAGAAGAGGAUGAUGCUUCUUGCAAUGCAUUGAUAAAAGAUUAA
Messenger RNA from Eruca vesicaria subsp. sativa (arugula), 912 nucleotides. The record is from the annotation of a GenBank genome assembly. Lineage: Eukaryota; Viridiplantae; Streptophyta; Magnoliopsida; Brassicales; Brassicaceae.